CAUAGCAGUGUUGCCCUCUGAAGUCUGAAGUCCCAUCCCAGGCAGGCUCCAGAUCCGAUCUUUCACUGAUUUCAUAAACAAACACACCACGACAACUUUGUAGUCGAUUCAAAGCACUUCCAAAUCAUCUAUCUCUGUCCCCUUCUCUUCCAGAUAAAAUCCCAAAUUUCCCUCCCAAAAAUCUCUCCUCCUCUCCCGAAUCGAAAAAACACCCAGACCAUAUUCAUAAUGAUGUCGACGUUUUUGCACCAAAGGCCCAUCCACAACCCGUUUUCGAAUCACUUCCUAUUGUCCCCUCGCUCUAACUCGACUUCCCAAAGACCCAUUUCGAUUUUCACCACUGCCCUUCUCAUUCUCUUGUCUCUGCUGGUUGUCCUCGGGGUCUUUUUGCCCUGGGCGGGCAUGCCCGUCUUCAUCUUCUCGACCACCAGAUCACCUUCCCUUACCAAGUGGCGCCACUACUCGCUGGCACAAGCUGCUUCUUUUGUGGCCAAGAAUGGCACCGUGAUCGUUUGCGCCGUCAGCCAGCCUUACUUGCCCUUUCUUAACAACUGGUUGAUUAGCAUCUCCAGGCAAAAGCAUCAAGAUAAGGUCCUCGUGAUUGCCGAGGACUACGCCACGCUCUAUAAGGUGAACGAGCGGUGGCCCGGCCACGCCGUCCUCGUGCCUCCUGCCCCCGAUGCACAAACUGCCCACAAGUUUGGUUCUCAGGGAUUCUUCAAUUUUACAUCCCGAAGACCACGCCACUUACUACACAUUUUGGAGCUUGGAUAUAAUGUUAUGUACAAUGACGUUGAUAUGGUCUGGUUGGCUGAUCCGUUCUUCUAUUUGCAAGGAAAUCACGAUGUGUACUUUACAGAUGAUAUGGCAGCAGUAAAGCCAUUGCAACACUCUCAUGAUCUGCCACCACCGGGGAACAAGGGGCGCACUUACAUAUGUAGCUGUAUGAUCUUCCUUCGCCCAACUACUGGAGCAAAACUGGUUAUGAAGAAGUGGAUCGGGGAACUUCAAGAGCAGCCAUGGUCCAAAGCAAAGAAGGCAAAUGAUCAGCCUGCUUUUAAUUGGGCAUUGAACAAAACUGUUGGAGCGGUAGAUCUCUAUUUGCUUCCCCAGGCAGCAUUUCCAACUGGAGGAUUAUACUUCAAGAACCAGACAUGGGUGCAGGAAACCAAGGGAAAGCAUGUUAUAAUUCACAAUAAUUAUAUCACAGGUUUUGAGAAGAAGAUAAAGCGCUUCCGUGACUUUGGCCUCUGGUUGGUUGAUGAUCAUGCCCUCGAGUCCCCUCUAGGCAGACUAUGAUAAAUUGAAAACCGUGCAGACCCUUGGUGAUUGCAAAAUGCUUCUAGCUGGGUGACCUUGGCCUUCUUGCUCAGUGACUACUCCCGUGAAAUCUGUGAGAGGAAACCGUGCAUGAGCAGCCAACUUUUUUUAUGUUCUGAUGGGUCCUUUUAAGGAUUAUAAAGAACUAUCAACCAUUCUUGGGUCAGAAAUUUCCCACUGCUGCUUUGGUGUUUCGGCAGGGUGUCCCAGAUAGCAGAAAAGGAGAUGUCAAUUAGUUAGUUGUACCAGUUAGAUUUUGAAAAAAUUCAUUUUUUCUGCGUAAAUUCAAAUUUGUGAACAAUUUAUUACUCAUUAUACAUCUGACUAUUUUUGCAAA
Messenger RNA from Juglans microcarpa x Juglans regia, 1657 nucleotides. Its product is annotated as UDP-D-xylose:L-fucose alpha-1,3-D-xylosyltransferase MGP4-like. The record is from RefSeq and is a predicted model, not a curated record. Lineage: Eukaryota; Viridiplantae; Streptophyta; Magnoliopsida; Fagales; Juglandaceae. Gene Ontology annotation, molecular function: glycosyltransferase activity. Gene Ontology annotation, cellular component: Golgi apparatus.